Molecule: messenger RNA, 2139 nt
Organism: Microthlaspi erraticum
Lineage: Eukaryota; Viridiplantae; Streptophyta; Magnoliopsida; Brassicales; Brassicaceae
Source: the annotation of a GenBank genome assembly
AUGAUGCUGGCAUGGUUUGAACUGAACAAGGAGUGUGAAUUUGCUAGAACGCUUACCUAUGUUCAGAUUCCAAAUUAUUUUACCUACGUAAAAAGUGAAAAACGCUGGAAACGUAGAAAGAGAGGAUUCAGCAUUGGAAGAAUCAAUUACGCACCAAGGAAGAUUGAAGAUGCUUACUAUUUGAGAAUGCUGUUAAACGUCGUGAGAGGUCCAAGAUCGUUUGAGGAGAUAAAGACCUAUAAUGGUGUGUUGUACCCUGAAUUUAAAGAUGCCUGUUACGCUAGGGGCCUGCUAGAGGAUGACCAAGAGUAUAUCGAUGAUAUUUGCAGAAGAAGCUUCACAUGUCCUCCAUCACAACUUCGCCAGUUGUUUGUCAUCAUGCUUACUUCAGAUAGUCUGAUUUCGCCAGAUGUAGUUUGGUAUGCGUGUUGGGAGUUUCUUUCUGACGACAUGGAGAUGAUUAGAAGAAGGGAUCUUAAUAGACCAGCACUUACGCUAAGUGACGAAGACAAAAGGGAAUAUGCUCUCCAGGAGAUUGUAAAGUUAGUAAAAAGGAAUGGCGCUGACUGGACGAGGUUUAAAAGUAUGCCUCAACCACGGGGAGUUACUUAUUCAGCUACCGAUAAUGUUCUAAUUUUUGAUGAAAAGAGUUAUGAAAAAGAGGAGCAGAAAACAAACCACGACAGAGACUUUGCUAAGCUUACUCCUGAACAGAAGAAAGUGUAUGAGGAAAUAAUUGGUUCUGUUUUAGCGAGAAAAGGAGGAGUGUUCUUUGUAUAUGGCUUUGGUGGAACUGGAAAAACAUUUUUGUGGAGGAUUUUGUCUUCUGCAAUUAGAUACAAAGAGAUCGUUCUAAAUGUAGCUUCAAGUGGUAUAGCAUCACUACUGUUACAAGGAGGCCGCACGGCUCAUUCCAGGUUUGGGAUACCUCUGAAUCCAGAUGAGUUUACUACAUGUGUUAUGAGCAAAGGUUCUGAUCUAGCAAAUUUGGUCAAAGAGUCGUCUCUUAUUAUAUGGGACGAGGCUCCUAUGAUGAGUAGGCAUUGUUUCGAGUCUUUGGAUCGAAGUCUUUCAGACAUUAUUGGUAAUAAAGAUGGAAAGCCGUUCGGAGGUAAAGUAAUUGUGUUUGGAGGUGAUUUCAGACAAGUUCUUCCAGUAAUACCUGGUGGUGGUAGGGCACAAAUAGUAGGAGCCUCGCUUAACUCAUCUUAUCUUUGGAAACACUGCAAAGUUUUAAAACUGACAAAGAACAUGAGGCUCUUAUCUGGUAAUCUGAGUGAAGAAGAAGCAAGAGACCUAAAGGAAUUUUCAGAGUGGAUACUCGAUGUUGGUAAUGGAAGAAUAGCGGAACCUAAUGAUGGUGAAGCUGAGAUCGAAAUUCCUGAGGAAUUCCUUAUAAUGGAUGAAGAGGAGCCUAUUGAAUCUAUAAGCAGGAAGAUCUAUGGAAAUUCCGAGGCUCUGCAGGACAACACGGAUCCAAACUUUUUCCAAGGAAGAGCAAUUCUUUGUCCUACGAACGAAGAUGUCGACAAGAUAAACCAGCACAUGCUAGACAAAUUGAAUGGAGAGGAACGAAUUUAUCUCAGCUGUGAUACCUUGGAUCCUUCAGACUCUUCUUCUAUGAAUGACGAGGCUCUAAGCACGGAAUUCUUAAACAGCAUCAGAGUUGCUGGCUUACCUAACCACAGUUUGAGACUGAAGGUUGGGUGUCCGGUGAUGUUGCUAAGGAAUAUUGAUCCAAUAGGAGGUCUAAUGAAUGGAACAAGGCUGCAAAUUACUCAACUAGCUGACUUUAUGGUAGAAGCUAAGGUUAUUACCGGAGACAAGAUUGGAGCGAAAGUUAUCAUUCCUCGACUCACCAUUACACCAUCAGAUGCGAGGCUUCCAUUCAAAAUGAGAAGAAGACAAUUGCCUCUAUCUGUUGCUUUUGCCAUAACUAUUAACAAGAGCCAAGGCCAGUCCCUGUCAGAGGUUGGAAUUUACUUGCCAAGACCCGUUUUCUCUCACGGACAACUCUAUGUUGCUAUCUCCAGGGUUACGUCGAAAAAAGGAUUGAAGAUUUUGAUCGUGGAUAACAAGGGCAAGCCACAGAAGAAGACAACGAAUGUUGUCUUCAAAGAAAUUUUCCAGAAUCUCUAA